Molecule: messenger RNA, 3252 nt
Organism: Stylophora pistillata
Lineage: Eukaryota; Metazoa; Cnidaria; Anthozoa; Scleractinia; Pocilloporidae
Product: monocarboxylate transporter 4
Biological process (GO): transmembrane transport
Molecular function (GO): transmembrane transporter activity
Source: RefSeq, a predicted model, not a curated record
AAGCCAAUGGACACACAUGGAGUGAGUAAGUUUUAUCAAUCUUAAGAGUAAAAUUUUCAUGUUACGGAGUAUUUAGUGUUGUGAAUGGACCAUAUUUCGUUGCUUGAGCUUAGGACGCUUGCGCUACACUGCAAUCCGAGAGUACGUGAGGUCUUUUAUAAGUGGCUUGUGGCAAAGAUUAUUCAAUUUUCACGUCACGUUUGACUCCUAGGAAUAUAAAUUUCCUUCAAUACACAGAAGAAACAGCACCUGAGACAGAAGGCAUAACCAGUGCAAACCUGUCCUGUUCCAAUGAGAAUUCUUUGUAACUCAUGAAACAAGACGACGUAAUGACGAAGAUAUACAAAAUUUUUCAGCACCGACCGGACAGUUUAUUUUCGUGGUUCGUCAGCGUAUGUUCUUGUGUGUGUCAAGCGCUUAGUCUUGGUUUUGCGCUCAGCUUUGGAGUGCUUCUUCCAUAGUUAAUGAAGGAGUUCGAGGAAAGUCGACAGAAAACUGUCUGGGUCGGUUCUCUGGCGAUUGGUUUGACUUUUUUUCUUGGCUCUCUGGGAUCACUUCUGUGCCAAAUCAUCGGAUGCCGCUUCACCGCUAUCAUGGGCUGUCUAGUUUGUGCGGUGAGCUUGUUAGUGACUCCGUAUUCUUCCAAUCUUGAUUGGAUGUUUUUAACUUACGGCUGUAUGUUUGGCAUAGGAUCAGCAUUGAUGCUUUCGUCGUACUUUCUGAUAACAGCAAAGAACUUUCGUAGAUGGCAAUCUCUCGCCGUGGGGAUCGUUACAGUCGGGGGCAGCAGUGGGCUUCUAAUCAUGGGCCCUCUAUUACAGCUCCUGAUUGAUUCAUUUGGUUGGAGGGGAGCUUUCAGGAACCUUAGUAUACCGUUCUUCGUAAUGGCGUGCGUAUGCGGGGUUACUUUUGGUGAUCCGGCUCUUCCUGAUAUUUCAGCGACCACUUUAGCAAAAAAAAACCAGUGCGACUCGAAGCUCCUUUCUGAGAGCGAGGCACAUCCGGAAAUGGAGAUGGACGUAAUUAACAAAAAGCAAGACAGAGUUCAUGAGGAGAAAAAAGUAAAGAUUACCGCAGAUGAUUGCCCAACAGAAACCCGGAAAAUAAGUCAAAUGAGAUCUUCGCAUGUUGCGGCCAAAACUGAUAGCAACACAGUAUCAAAUUGUUUGGGAAAAUUGAACGCACUGUUGAACUUCUCAGUAUUCAAGAUACCUCGUUAUUCGGUGGCGGUUUUAAGUCUGUGUUUGAUGAAGUUUGGACAUUUCAUUCCACAAAUACAUAUGGUGAACUAUUGCCUCGAACUCGGUAUUUCUGCUGACUCAGCAUCCAGGUUUUUCAUUCCUUUUGGUUUAUCAUCCUCCGUGGCUCGUGUUGUAACAGGGAGGAUUUGUGACGCCACCUGGGUAAAUACCAUUUAUAUUUACCAGUUUGGGGCUUUACUUGACGGAUUUGCAAUCGUCGUACUUCCAGUGAUAAGGAACUACGCCGGAAUUCAAGUUUUUGCUGUGAUUUAUGGUAUUGCUGAUGGUGUUUUGAUCUCGACAAUGAACUCACUUCUCAUGUUUAGUGUACACGAAAAGCGCAGAGCGGCCGCUUUAGGUGUGGGAAAUAGUUUACUGUCAUUGGCAAUGGCGUCUGGACCUCCCUUUGCAGGAUUUCUGGUUGAUUUGUCUGAUUGCUACACCUGGCCGUUUUUUAUUGCUGGUAUUGUGCUCCAUAUGGCCGGUCUGGUGCCACUGGUUCUGUUCUGCUUGGAGGAGAAGACGGACAGUGACUUGAAAGAAGAUAAAAUUCGGAAAUCACUUUUGUAGGUUAUUGAUACACAACUGUCUGAGAUACUCUGCAAAUGCAAAUUAGCACGACUGAUGCCUAGGGAAAAUGAAGCAUAAUCAUAAAGAAUUUAAAUAUUUACAAAGGCUUUUGCAAAUCAAAGAAAAGUAAAACAAAUUUAAAUUGAACUUUUUUAGGCGGUUACCUCUCAUUUCGUGAGCUCUAACCUUACUCGUUGAAGCUAAAGAAUGGUUGCCUUGCAGAAUUAUAUUUGGGAUCAAUGAAAGCAGUGUACAUUAAGCUUUGAAAGCAGUGCAGCGAUAGAUCACGGAUCAGGUCCAAAUGAGCUAUGAACAGGAAAGUGAAACACGAGGCGCACCCGAAUGGAACACGAGGCGCACCCGAAUGGAACACGAGACGCACCCGAAUGUCACCGAUCUUCUUGCCACAUUUUGAAGUUCUUUGUGAUUUCUUUUAGUGUUUACUGUAGAGGAGCACGGCAACAUGGAUUUUAUCUGUUUAUAAACUGGAAGUUGUUAUCGGGAACAAUAUUCAUUUGUCUGUCCUCCAAAAGAUCAUAAAUCAGAAGCAAUCAAACUACUUAUGUUAUUAGGCCGACUGUAAAAUUACAACUCACUCUAUCAACGUCUUUAACCGAACAGCAGGAAUUAAUUGUAAAAUGAAAAAGAAAAGGCCAAAAACUUCUGAGGGGUCAGGAACACUUUGAAACUUCCUUGAUCUGUCGGACAGACUUGAUUUCUUUCUUUCUAUCAGAAGAUUUUUUACUCUUCUUUGCAACCGUUUUUCAGGGGGUCACGCAACAUCCCUGCCCUUACAACCUAGUCCCGCUGAGGACCCUUCACGGUGAGAUCCAAGUGAACAACUGUGGAGGAGGCUUAAGAAUUUUCAUGGUCUGUGAGCAAGCAUUUAGUGAUGCCGCCUCAUGAGCAUCUCCCUAGCUUCUUGGGAAGUCCCCAGGAGGCUUGUCAUGCACGAAAAAUGUGAUCCCCGAUUGCUUGUCACCUGCGCAUAACACGGGGCGGCUAGAAUUUCGGAGACUUCGCUUGUGUGUGUGUGUCACGUUGUGUGACAUUAUCGUUUGUGUGUGUGCCACGUUGUGUGACAUUAUCCUUACCGCUUUUCUGUGAUAUUUGGAAGAUAGAUAGAUAGUUUAUUUGCCAAAACAGUUGCAGCCAAAAACUGAAAUACACGUACUAUAGCUUACAAUUAAAAUUUCUAAGAAAAAUAUAUGAAUAUAUGGAGAUAUGAAUAUGUAAAAUAUAAAUAUCCACGAUCCUAGACAAUCAUCGUAUGGCUAUUAAGAAUUAUAAAAACUUGAAUUAUAAUUAAUAAAAGAGGAUUGAAGUUUUAUUCGAAAGAAAUUCCGUUUACCGCUUUCAAAUCUUUUGGAAUCGUCACUGAACAAUAAUAAAACUAUUUUUUUCAAUUAGUGGAGUGGGAAAAUGAAAUUGGCGGUCUUGG